AUGCAGCUUCUCAGGAUCAAGGAAGAGGAGGACAAGAAAGCGAAGGAGGCAGCAGAGGCAGCGAUCGCAGCACAGGGUGGCGCGCGUGCAACCCCGAAGAAGCCGACCAAACGGCGGCAGCCGAAAUCGGUGGAGGAGGAGGAGGAGGAGGAUGAAGAAGUCGACGAAUCCUGGGCUUGGUCGGAGCGGGGGAUCCCUGAAUUCGAGAACACGGACGCUUACAAAAGGCGCAAGAAGAAACCCGCUGCAGGGUCCUCUGCUAGCCCGGUGUCGCUUUCCCAGAGCGCGCGGGAGAAGAUGCCGGCGCUGGACCAGUUCAUGCAGACGAUCGGCAGCAACUCCGGGGGCUUCGCGAUUGAGCAAGUGGUGGGGACGUGCUUCGACAUGAACUUCCCCAAAGAGGCAGUGGAAGUCUUCGUUGAUAAGGGUGACCCGUUCAACGAGGACAACAUCUACGGCAUGGUUGGCCUUACGAUCACGAUGGGACUCACGAAGAAAACCCGAAUGAGAAAGCGCUGGAGUACAUCACAACGCCACGACUACCCUCUUGUGCGCAAUUGCAUGUCGCGAGACAAGUUCGAGCUGCUGUACUGCUGUCGGUUCAUCCACUGCUCCGACGCCAACGCACCCUCGCGGCUCCUGGACGACGGCGAAGAUGACCCGGACUACGACUCCAAGUGGCACAUCAGGAUCAUGGGGUACCUCGUGCUUUGGGUGCUGAUUGGCGAGAGCCCGGUGUUGAAGGAGAAGCCCGUUGGAUUCGGGGUUUACAUCGCCAUGGUCAACUAUUUCACCGACCCGACGCUGUUCGAGUGCUUGGCGUCCCACGACAUCUUUGCGGUUGGCACGUGCCCUUCCGAUCGAACGGCCGGAGCGGUGCCAUCCCUCACGAGCCUUGGACACAAGCUUGCCCAACGUGGUGCCAUGCAGUUCCGCCGGUCGGGAGAGGUCGCGUUUAUGCAGUGGAAGGACUCGAAAGAUGUCCUCCUGUGUAGCACCAUCCACAUCGCGCAGCCGGGCGAGGGGGAGGAGCUGGUGGGUGGUGGGAUCAACCACGUCAAACCUCUUCCGCUCCAGUGA
This is a messenger RNA of Ectocarpus sp. CCAP 1310/34, 1080 nucleotides long. NCBI's taxonomy places the organism in Eukaryota, Phaeophyceae, Ectocarpales, Ectocarpaceae. The record is from the annotation of a GenBank genome assembly.